Dracunculus medinensis (Guinea worm) is the source of this 195-nucleotide messenger RNA. NCBI's taxonomy places the organism in Eukaryota, Metazoa, Nematoda, Chromadorea, Rhabditida, Dracunculidae. The record is from the annotation of a GenBank genome assembly.
CCUGUAUUUCUAUCGCCGAGGGACUCCAGGCCACACUUGUCCAGUGUGACAAGCCAAUGGAGCGAGAUAAACGAUGAGCCAUUCAGAAUGUGGCCAAUCUUAGAAGGCGCACAUACCGUUGAUGUACGCUCUAUUAAUCAUUUCAAGAACUGUUACUUUUCGCCAAUUCAGUGCGUUCUUGUAGAAAAUCGCUAG